CGUGACUUUGUGUUAUGCCGCCAUCUUGCCGGUCAACUCGUUCCUACGUGUUCGUACAGAUUCAGUUUGAUUUCUGCGCUACAUUUUCACCGAUUUCAUCCGAAUUAUGGCUGAUUUGCUAUCCAAUGAAGUUGUGCAUUUGGAUGAAGAGUCCAAGAAACGUUACCGAGAGAAGUUGAACCUUGUUGGCACAACGGAUCCGUACCUUUUACCGAGAAGCAUGCUAAAAUCACCUGAGCAUUUUGCAACAGCCGACCUGCCUGAUCUCUCAUAUCCAGACAUUUAUAAUUACCUCGUCGAUUCACCAUCUCCGUACACUGGAAAGGACCUUAAGGCAUACAAGAGUCUGGAUGCCUACAAGUAUUUUACAGCAGGUUUUGUGCAUGAUGGGCUGAUAUGGCAGAUUCCAAACAAGAAUCGAUUUCUGCUCAUGACCAAGGUAAGACACUCUCAACGGAUGAAUGCUCCUCCCCUCAGACCUUGGGUAGCAAUAGCGAAAGAUGGCCAGAUCCUGUGCUGCCACUGUACCUGCAUGGCUGGAUUGGGUGAAACAUGUUCACAUUCAGCAGCAUCCCUGUUCGCCCUGGAGACAUUAAUACGUAUGAAGACAGCCACUUCAUGCACAUCACUACCUUGUCAGUGGCUGAAACCAUCAGCAUCGCACAUAGAAUCUGCUGAAGGAUGCAAUAUCAAUUUUGCCCGUCCAGCCCAGAAACGAAAGUCAGAAGUUUCAACUCCUGAGGAAAGUGCUGCGAGAAAACUGCUGAAUGUUCUUCCACCAACUGAAGAGCAGAAAGCUGCCUUUUACAAGGCUUUGUCUGAAUGCGGUGGAAGACCAGCAAUUUUGAGCAUUGUCCCUGACUAUGCUGAAAGUUAAAGAGCUGGAAAAGUAAAACAGAAAAAGUUGUUUCUGUAAGAUUCUUUCCUCGUAUUUAUUACAGAAAAAAUAUGGAUGCAACAUCAUUACUCAAAUGGUACAAUUGGGUCGGAUAAAUUUGUAAGUGCGCAUGACACUUGUACAAUUUUAUCUAAUGUUGUGAAACCACUGUCAUCAGAUGACAAUAAAGAGAUGGGUAUGAUAUUUUCCAUCAUGGUAUACUUUUGUCUUGCGAGUCCAAUAACUCUCUCUACAUGGAUACGGACAGCAGCUAAUCCUCUGGUGCCCUCAACAUCUAGUGGAUUAAGCUGUUUUUUACCUUUAGUAAAAGCGGGUAUCUUGAGGUUGGUCUGGUGCAAACCAAUGGAAUCACCGACAUCGAAUCCCCUGUCAGCCAAGAUCAGAUCGCCUGGCAGUAGAUGGGUCAGAAAAUCGCUUUGUUCGACAACAAACUUGUCACUGGCACGACCACCCCAGCCCUUGAAGAUAAACGAUAUGGUACCUUGUGGAGUAAUGCCAAUCAGAUAUUUCAUUGUAUUGUGAGACUUGUAGUUUGAAUAAGUUUGGGCCCUGGCUUUCAGAUCACUCUGCCGCUCGAUGAAUAUCUCGAAACAAUCAAUGACGCAUGCACACUUGCUGAAUUUAGAACGAAAGGACAUUGGUAAACUCAGUCUAAGCUGCUCACGCUCAGGCCAAACCACUAGGGUUGGAACCAGUAUACCAUGCAUGACAUGGAUGACACUUCUGAAACUCCUGGAAAUACUAGCAGUGGAAACAUCAUAUGUGUAAGCCAAGUACUAAAGGCACAGAUUCAGCCUCAGUCUGAGUAAUGUCACAAGAAAUUGACUAAAAGGACUCAACUUCAUAUUUUGACUGAGAUGAGGUGCAAUGAAAUUAAAAGUUGUCAUCAUAAUCAUGUAUGAUGGCAGACCAGUCAAAAACGUUACUUUGUCAUCAUUACCCUUGAAAGAUUCUUCAUUCCAUGUACAGCGUUUCAAACUGUCCUUCGGUUCAUCAAGUUCUGCACGCAGAUUAUUACACUCUGCAGUGAGGGAAUCAAUUGCUUCCCCAGUGAUAUCCGUCUGUGUGGCAGUAGUCCCCAUGCCUUCUUUUCGAAUCUCAGCGUGCACCACAUCUUCACCAGCGGGUAGUUGAUCAUUUUCACAAGGGACAGACUGGGAAAUAUUGACAAGUGCUGCUGCUGCUGCCAAUGCCCUCUCGCGGUCUCUCUUACGCUGCUUGAGAUUUUGUCUUCUCUCAAAGAUCUUCAUUGAACAUUUGAGUUUUCGUUUGUGAGGUGACUGGGUAUGCUCAAAUAUACUUGGCACAUAGUCUGGGGAUAGUGGAUCUUCGCUUUUUGCACCUGAAACAAUUAAACAAUCACAUUAUUCAUAAUGACUGCCAUAAAUAAUUAAGCACGUUGUUGAUGGGGAUAUACCCAGUUCAAUUUGUUUUGUAAUGGCAUUUCAUAACUUGACAUAUUAAAAAACUGAAUAGAGUGAAAUCAUUCAGAUACCUGUCUGUUUAAGUUGCUACCGUUUUUAUAUUUUUUAUUUUUUUUCAUGAUGCCUCAUCUGAUUGGCUUGAAAACUUUACCAAUAAAAAUUUUAACCUUGUGCCAAUGGCUUGAAAACUUUACCAAUGUAGAUUUUACCUUGUGCCAAAUGAAGUGACAAAAAGCCUCUUGUUCAAAAAUGCUUCAUUAGAAACAAGAGAGUUUCUAAUGAACCACUACCUGCUACCUCUGUCUUUUUCUCGUUUCUCCUCCUCUUCUUUUCUCUUUUUUCUUCCCUGGGCACCUGACAGUUUUGGCCGUUUUGACAUCUUGUGUUGAAGGGAGGGGGCGCACCGUGCGGGGGGAUGGGGGUG
This is a messenger RNA of Entelurus aequoreus (snake pipefish), 2746 nucleotides long. RefSeq lists its product as uncharacterized. The record is from RefSeq and is a predicted model, not a curated record. The transcript has 2 exons. The coding region runs from base 107 to 877 and encodes 256 amino acids. NCBI's taxonomy places the organism in Eukaryota, Metazoa, Chordata, Actinopteri, Syngnathiformes, Syngnathidae. Gene Ontology annotation, molecular function: zinc ion binding.